Molecule: messenger RNA, 5488 nt
Organism: Dendronephthya gigantea
Lineage: Eukaryota; Metazoa; Cnidaria; Anthozoa; Malacalcyonacea; Nephtheidae
Exons: 14
Coding region: 3485-5488 (667 amino acids)
Biological process (GO): meiotic attachment of telomere to nuclear envelope; homologous chromosome pairing at meiosis
Source: RefSeq, a predicted model, not a curated record
GGAAUUUGUAUAUCCUUUUCCCAAGAAUUUGAGAACGAUUCAAGGUUUUGAGUUUCUAUGGUUGAUCAUGACGAAAGAAUGGAAGCUGAUACAGCUGCAUUGGAUGAUUUAAAAUUAUUGAUUGAGAGUAUUAAAUACCGACACGAAGAUUUAGAAUUUCAGGAGCAAGCUCUGAAGACCAUGGCAUCUAUACUUCGGACCAGUGACAAUACAUCGAGCUUCUUGGUUCAUACGAAUGGUUUAGAACACAUCUUAAAGAUACUGAUAUCCCCUGACGACCAACCAAACUCGCUUAGAGAGGCUUCUCUACAUGCAUUGUGCGCGGCUUGUGAAAAUAAUGGUAAUAACAUAUGCUCUCCAUGUUAAACGUGCAAAUGUUUUGAGACUAAGGACAUUAUUAUGUAGUUCUUCCAUGUACCGUAUUAGCUUAGGCCUAUAAUAUUAUAAUAAUCUGAUAAUGCCUAUAUGGUUUUCCUAGGAUUAUUGAUGGUCUGGUAAUGAUAAAUAUAAAAGAUAAUAUUAGUGUCAGGGGAGGCUUUAGUUAGGGAUUGUUAAGAUCAACUUUGUUAAUAGAUUCAGAUUUUAAUAUGAAAAUUGACCCAGGGAACUAUUCGAAUCGCUCUCUUUUCUCUAAAGGGUUAGGUAAAAGAGCUUACGGGGUUAAAAUAAUUAUGAAAGCAAUGAAUUACCUAAAUUCUUUCAUAAAUUAUUGUGUAUAAAUCAGGUGAAUUAAUAUUGUGAUGGUGCUGCUCUGAGUUACAAACAGGUCAAGCUGAAAAUUACUUUGAUUGUCGAGGUUUUCAUUCAGGAAUAUUCACGUUUCAUCUCUGUUCUUGUAAUUUCAUCUAGCGUCCGACAAGUAUUGUGCACCCAAAAGAUCUUUUGUGUACUGAAGAAAUUUUUGUUGAUGAAAUCGUCGAUAAGAUUGCAAACUAUCUCUAGUUACUUACUGAUUUGUCUAAUUAAAAACAACUGUAGGCCUAAGUAGAAUGUUGAUGGUGAUUUAUGGCAACACGAAGUAGGAUCAAAUGCGGUAGAAUUUUCAUGAGUCGUAUACCAAUACUUCUUCAAUUCCUUUUUUCUAUUCCAGAGAAAGGGCAGAAUCUGGCGAGGCAGACAAAAUGCGUUGAAACAUUACGCUACCUUUUCAAUUUGGGAAAAAUUGGGCCCUUGUGGAGAGAGAAAAACGAGGUUUAAAAACAAGAGCAUCUUAUCACCGAGACACAACGAGAUCCAGGUUGUAUAUAAAGCAAAUAUGGACGGUAAAUUAGUUCAAGCGAUCAACUAUGAAGCAAGAUGAUUUUAGAAGAAAGCAAUCACUUCAUAUCUUCGUUGAUAAAUCUUCUCGAUCACCUGUUUUUCCGAAUCAUGAUCAAGGCAUGAAUGAAUUGGAUGAUGAUCAUAGAGUUAAGUUGGACAAACAUACGGCUGACAAGUAUUUCAUACUUUCAUAUACGGGAAGUGACAUUGCGAGACAGUCCUACGAGAAGGAAAACCAAGUGAUAGACGCCAGUUGACGUACUUUAAAGAUCAGUAACCUCGGAGAUUAUAUAUUCACUGGAUUCAUGUCUUUUUGAUCAAUUCUAUUUGGUGAUAAAUCUGCGCAUCGGUUCUGCUCAUAACAAAGGAGGGCCCUCUCUACAAUAAUUUGGCCUAAAUUUUGCACGUUCACAAGUUUUUCUGCACAUGCGCUUUAAUAUACGUUCAUUUAAAAGCGCAGCGAACCUAAAACAGAAUUAGCUACAUAUAACAAAGCGUACGUAUUUUAAAACAGUAUAGAUAUUCAAAAUGUUAACAAACCGUUUGUUCACGGACUUGACUUCCACUUAAGUAUUUCAAGAACAAUUGACUGUGAUUUUUUCCAGGGAUGUUCGUUCUCCAUCGCAUUUUCCACGCCUUCCGAAUAGACUAGCGGAAUACCUUUCAUCAAAUUGCCAAGAAAAUGAAUCUCUGAUGAACCUCUGGCAAACAGCGACACAUGCCUUGUCUGUUUGUGUUUAUAACCCACAAAACAGUAUGCAUUUAAUUUCUAUCGUUUUUGUUUUGCUGCGAUCUUUUGUGCAAUUUUCUUAUUUUUAUAUAUACUGCAGGUGAAUGAGCGUAUAAUUUACGCAAGUGCAAACAGGGAGACAUAUAUAACUACCUCUUGUCACGAAGAGAAAUUUUAAAGUUUUAUUCGAUGAGGAAAUCUUUUGAUGUGGAAAAUACUUCCAAUUAUCAUCGAAUGGCUGCAGUUUUAAUCAUUUUAUAACACAGUUUUUUUUUAAUUGAAGAUGACAACCAAUUUCUAUGUUCGUCAGCGUUUCCUGCUGCUGUGGCUUAUCUAAGGAAUUCCGAUUAUCCACGUAUACAAACCAGUACUCUCACAUUUCUAACAAAUUGUUUAGUAAAUAAUAGUAAGUAUAAAAAUUCAAAAUUCCUGUAGUCUGAAAUAUCAAUUGCACUUGUGAAGUCGUUGUACUUUUUUGUCUAAUUAUUCCCAAUGCUCGCCAUUUUUUAAAUAAAUCCCCCCCCCCUUUCUUCUCAAGUUGGCCUCAUAUAAAGUCAUAAUUUAAACCAAUUCAGUGUUGCCUUGAAACACGCUUUCAAUUUUCGUCUGGUAGGAGGUAUAAGGGUAUUAUAUGAUAUAUUUCGAGAAGACCUGCUUGCUGGUGGCCAAAUACCUUCCACUGUUCUUCAGGUCUUGAUAUUGACAAUAGAUGCAGCUGUGCGCGACAAUGGUACGCUGAAAUUUAUUUCAUGAAUAUACCAAUAUACUCGUCAUAUACUGCGUUGACGUAACAGUAGCUGUCAAUUACUUCAUUUCCAUAAUUUUUUUAUCAGACUGAUCAGGGGCCUAACUAGAACAACAAUUGUGUGUGUGGGGGGGUGAAUAUUCAUAUAUUGGGGAGUUUUUUGGCGGCGACUGCGGGUACGAGAUUCGUCAUUCUCGCGCUUUGUUUGCUUACGUCAUCAGCCAAAACUCGUAGUCUUCGGGUUUUUGAGUACGAGUUUGUUGGCAAAUUUCGUACUCGAAACUCAAAGCACAACGACUACAAGUUUGUGCUGAUGGCGUGAGCAUGCAAACAACGGGUGAGAGUGGCGAAUCUCGUACUUGUACUCGUAAUCACUACUAUGCUUCAUAACGAGUUAAGAUACGCCAAAUUUGCGACGCGGACAUGACAUGAAAUUGCUACUAGUGUUAAGAAAACACUAAACGCUGUAUUCAUUUGUUUCAAAUACGGCUCUCAUUUUUUUUAUCAAAACGAGUUAUGCCAGACGGAUUUUUAUUGUAAACUAUUGCACUUACAAAAGAAAUCCUUUGGGCAGAUCCGAGAUGCGAAACAGUAGACUAUCUAACGGAACCAAUAUUGUAGAAUGCCCCUUUCGGAUACUGUUGGUACUGGAUUUUUUCGGCAAGAGUACAACAAUUGCUGCUUAAGAGAAGGUGCAAUAUAUUAUUUUUUAUAUCUUGAUAGACAAGUGUCGCGACAGUAUAGCGGAAAUGGAAAUUGUUCCCCUCCUUUUGCAAUCACUUCAGCUUUGUUUUGCAUCUCCCAAGUUUAAAAUACAGUGUUUGAUAACACUCUCUGCUUGUAUUGAGGGAUGUGACUCAAGUUGCAAACAGUUUUUAACAAAUGAAGGGAUGCCUACGGUAGUGAAGGUGUUAGCCGAAAAUCAGAAUUGCAAGGAGUUACAAAAGUCCGCUUUAUGUGUUUUGCAAACGUACUUAGAGCAAACCAAAAUAACGAUUCCGGAGUGUAUGGAUGACGUCUUAAAAAAAAUACAGAUAGCGCCAGAUAACUUACUUCAAGUGGAAAAUGGAAAACAGAAUAUAGAAGGUGAAGGUGAAGUAGAUGUUACAAAUGUGGAGGAUGGGAGUAGUAAUGGUAGUGAAAGUAAUGUAGAAAACCGAGACAUAAUGCCAUCUGGACAAACUGAUAUGAUAGUUAACCGGAUUCAAGAUUUAACGAAUGAAGUCCGUUCUUUAAAAGAACUCUGUGCAUUUACAGUGGAACAAAAGUCAGUCAGUGACAAUCGAAUUGAUCGUUUAAUGGCUAUGAUGAACACUACAACGCGUUCUGGCGUGAUUUUUUCGAAUAAAGACGUUGACAGCAAUAAAGUAGAUACUUCAGUUAGCGAGACUGGUGUCACAUGUGAUGAGAUGAAAGAGAAAUUAGAUUCCACAGAUAGUAAUUCAAUAGAGGACAAUCCUUGCAAUCAGAUUGUGGGUGAAGAUAUGCAGGGCGAAAAAAUUCAGAAUGGUGAUGAUGUUGUAGGAAUGUCAGAACAAAUCGAAGCCUCCAAGACCAGUGAAUCACCUUUCCCUCACCCGAUUGGAAAUUCGAUCAAAGCAGGUCCUGUAACUGAUUCGAAUGAGCAAAUACCCAUUCACUCAAAUACGUUUGAUUGUACAAUUGACCAUAAUCAGGAUUAUCCAAAAGUGGAGGAUUUGAAAACUAACCCUGACCCAAAUUCCGAAAUUAUACCCAGUCAAAAGGGAUUGGAUGUAGAUACAAUUAGAUCUUCAUCUGACGUCUGUUCUGAAACCUGUAAUGGUGAUAGCAAUUGCGAUAAAGUUGCAAACAUUCGUUGUGGUAAAACUCCUAAAAAUCAGAAGACAGAAAUGAUCAACAGCAGAGCUAGCAAGAGGCCGUUCAUAACAACGGCCAACGAGAAAAGAAACAACGGAAAAAGUUCAAAACGACGGCUUCGACUGUCAGAAUCUGAUCAUGAAGAUUCUCCUUUCACUGGUCAAGAAAUUCUCUCUGAAUCUCCAGUUGAUAAGUCUGUCGAUUUUGAUAUACCAGUACAUGACAUGAUAUUGAAGGCACCUUUCCCACCCAAGAAAAAAAGAAAGGAGCCUUUGUUGUUUGAACACAACAAAAAAGGGAUCUGCCGUAAAUGUCUGGGAUGUCGUGUGGACUUCGCUAAAGUAAACAGCCGUAAUUAUCUAGGUAGUAUACGACGUAGCAUCAACACGUGUACUGAACAUCGUUUGUUUGUUAUGGAAGUGGUAUCUGCUCUUCAAAGAUACAAAAAAUUUAAAGAAACAAAAAAACGGUCACCAGAUUUCGACUUCGUGUCGUCUCCAAAGGUUAACGUGCGCUGUGAAGGCUUCCCCAGAGAGAUAGCAAAGAGUGUAAAACCCCAUGAUCAGAAGAACAGUUCAAGGCCCACCAAAAAACCUUUUACUGCACGCGAAAUUGAAAUUCUCAAAGAAGGCGUGGACAAAUACGGGCCGAGAUUCAGUAUCAUUGAGAGAUAUUGCGAGUUUAGUACGAGAAGGUCUGCAAAAACGUUGAAACAGAAAUACACAAGUUUAAUGCAGGCUACUUGCUAUAAGCCAAAGAAACGAUGUCCGUUCACUGUCCAAGAAGAGGAAAACCUCAAGGAAGGCGUUUCUAAAUAUGGCUUUCAAUGGAAAAAGAUUUUGAAUCAUUACAGUUUUAUGCCGCAAAAGACUCCGCAAAACCUGAAAGACAAAUGGCGAAAUAUGUUAAAAUGA